Molecule: messenger RNA, 333 nt
Organism: Phytophthora sojae
Lineage: Eukaryota; Oomycota; Peronosporomycetes; Peronosporales; Peronosporaceae
Exons: 2
Coding region: 1-333 (110 amino acids)
Source: RefSeq, a predicted model, not a curated record
AUGGCGACGCAGAAGCGUCCUACCGGAAAAGAAGGCUUUGGGCAGCCUGUUAUCUGCCCAAAGUGCGACAAGCCAACGCAUCCCGACGGACCCGCCCCUGCCGCUACUCCAACGCCGCCAACCACUACCACAAAUGUUGUUGUCGACUUGCUCGAUAGCGAAUCAGACGUCGAAGACAAGGCGCCAUCUCCAUUCUCGGAAUUGGCCACGCCUGCCGCGAGCGCUGCCGCCGAGCUGCUGAAUAGUAAGUGUGGUGUAGUGCCCAGCGAGGAAGCGGGCACGUCGGCGUCGGUGAAAGAAGGCGCCGAGACGAAUGCUGAUGGAUGCGGAUGA